AAUGGCCGGCCGCACGGAAGUGGUUUUGUUUCGGUCUCUACCCACAAUAGUAUGUGAGAAAUGAGAGCUUUUACGUAUUUAAGAUUCAGUUAGCUCCCUUAAAGGUGUUUUGUAUUUAUUUAAGAAUAUUUUAUUUUUUGUUAAUAUUAUUUUGUUUUCGCCCGAACUAAACGAAAGAUAGCGAGCUAGCUUGUUAGCUAGGUCUAUUAUCGCAAGCAGCCAUGCCGUCCUACUCUGAGCUGAGGAAAACCAACCACUUCUACUACUUCAUCAAAUUCACCUUAAAUGUCUACUCUAUGCUCUUCUCGCUGAUGGGUCUGUGUGUGCUGUGUGUGGGAGUGUAUGCCGAAGUGGAAAGGCAGAAGAAUCGAACCCUGGAGGGUCUUUUCCUGGCUCCCGCAGUGGUGCUCAUCCUGCUGGGUCUGGUGAUGUUCACUGUAUCAGUGGUGGGCAUGGUUGGAUCCCUCAGGGACAACAAGACCCUGCUGCACAUGUUCCUCUGUGUUCUCUGUGUGCUGCUGCUCCUCCAGGCCAUUGCCCUCACCGCAGCGCUUAUCUUUGAAAAGAAGACGUCUGCCUUGUUUCAGAGUAGUAUACGAGAAGGAAUCAAACACUAUUACGAUGACCUCGACUUCAAAAACAUCUUGGACUAUGUGCAACAAAAGUUUUCAUGUUGCGGAGGGGAUGAGUAUAAGGACUGGGGAGUCAAUCAGUACCAUUUCUGCAAUGGUACUGGUCCACUAGCCUGUGGGGUUCCAUAUACCUGCUGUGUUCAACGCAAGGUGGGAGAGGUCAUCAACACCUUGUGUGGUUACAAGACUCUGGAUCAAGAGCGUGAAACCCUGCAUGAGUUGAUCCAUGUGCGAGGCUGCAUCCACGCAGUCAACCUCUGGAUGAGUGACAACAUUGGAAUAACCAUUGCACUCUGCUGCGCCAUCGGGCUGCCACAGCUGCUGGGCAUCAUCCUGAGCUGUGUCUUCUGGAACCUGCUGGUGGACAUGAGCGAGUCGGCCGACAUGGUGGACUUCAGGCUGAAGAAGUCAGAGUUUGAGUACAGCGAGCUGGACCUGGCCGGUGCCGGUUGGUGCAUGUGCCUGCCGAGGGACGGCGGCUACCUACCCGUCCCCGCCUCUGAGCCCGAACUCGACCCCAUUGACGUUCACCUGGAGAAGCUCAAGAAGCAGCCGCCUCGUACACACUCUCAGCUUCGAGAAAUGCAGCAGUCCAGAUCGGCCACCGGGCUGGACGAGGUAGACGUUGGCCGGAAGCAGAAAAGGGAACACUGAACGGUCUUCUUUUGCCCUGUCCUGCCUUUUGGGUUUUUGCCUUUUUUUUCUGUCAUUGUAAUCAUUUCAUUAGUUAGAGUUGUGUUGCACUACUUAAUGGUUGAACCUGUCAGUCAUUGGAUCAAGAGAAAUUUGGUCAGCUAAAGGGAUCAGAAGUACUUUGGCACUUUGUUGAUGAAUUUGUUUACAACAAAAUUUGUAACCUGCAACAUUGGCUUUUUUUUUAAAGCAACAUUUCUUCUGUCUUAUCUGUUGCUUUUCGAGGAUUUAUGGCAUUAUAUCAUAUUUUAUUUACAUUUUUAGCCUUUGAAAUUGAGCUAUGUCUCAUGUGCUAAAGCUUACCUCAGGCUAUUUUGAAAAUAGCCCAUAGUCAGAGGACAGUACUCUUUGGUGUAUAAAUUAAUGGUAGCUUGAAAAGGUGUUUUUCAGUGUCGGAGAAAUAGGAAUAGCCAAGUACGUCUUGCGUGUAGCGUCUGUGAAGGAUGUAUACAGUUGUGUAUUAUUUGAUUUUUAUUAUGAUUUCAAUUUGAUUUUGUGCAAUCGGUGUACAUUGUAAGACUGAUAGUUGUGGAAUAACAUGGGAUGCAUGUUUUGUACUGUAUAUGAAGUAAGUUUAAAGAAAAAAAAAACUCAGUCUACAUGUCAGGCUCUCAUCGGGGGGCUUCAGUCUUUUCCAUUUUUUUAACUAAACUUUUUAUUCCUCUCAUCUUUUAAAUGAACAACUAAAGGGAUUGUCCAGACUACAAAUCCAGUGAAAAGCAACUCUGACAGUUUUUGUAUCUGAGUUAUGCACUGUUUUGAGCUUCCCCCUAGCUCCUGCCUUGUAUCAACACUACUGUUCUUGUCAAUAAAGCUGAAUUUGUCUACUGGC
Stegastes partitus (bicolor damselfish) is the source of this 2157-nucleotide messenger RNA. RefSeq names its product tetraspanin-15. The transcript has 8 exons. The record is from RefSeq and is a predicted model, not a curated record. Gene Ontology annotation, cellular component: plasma membrane. NCBI's taxonomy places the organism in Eukaryota, Metazoa, Chordata, Actinopteri, Pomacentridae. The coding region runs from base 222 to 1286 and encodes 354 amino acids.